AUGAAUCCAAUGCAGAAAUUGAAGACUCGUGUAAUGAAAAAGAAUAUCAAUCCUGAGUGGAAUGAAGAUUUAACCCUUUCUGUGGCAGAUCCUGAGAUUCCAAUCAAGCUUACAGUGUAUGAUAAGGACAAAUUCAGCCUUAGAUAUGACCAAAUGGGAGAUGCAGAUAUUGACAUUAAACCAUUUCUAGAAGCUGUAAAGAUACAUUUGGUGAAUCUCCCAAGUGGUACCAUGAUACAGAGUGUACAACCUAAUAGGCAAAACUGCCUUGCUGAAGAAAGCUGUUUCAUAUGGAAAGAUGGCAAGGUUGUCCAGGAUAUGUAUCUGAGACUGAAAAAUGUGGAAAGUGGUGAAGUGGAACUUCAGCUGCAGUGGAUUGAUAUCCCUGGUUCCAGAGUUUUCAUGAUUUGA
Molecule: messenger RNA, 411 nt
Organism: Nelumbo nucifera (sacred lotus)
Lineage: Eukaryota; Viridiplantae; Streptophyta; Magnoliopsida; Proteales; Nelumbonaceae
Source: RefSeq, a predicted model, not a curated record